Betta splendens (Siamese fighting fish) is the source of this 1813-nucleotide messenger RNA. RefSeq names its product transmembrane protein 198-like. The record is from RefSeq and is a predicted model, not a curated record. Gene Ontology annotation, cellular component: plasma membrane. The transcript has 6 exons. Lineage: Eukaryota; Metazoa; Chordata; Actinopteri; Anabantiformes; Osphronemidae. The coding region runs from base 499 to 1506 and encodes 335 amino acids.
AGCCGGGCGUCAGCUGUUCACAUUAGCACAGAUGAGGCAGCGCGUCAGACGCUGAGUCUCGGCAUGAAGUCACACAGACAAACUCCUGGAAGCUCAGUCAUCGUUGUGUUUGCUGGAAUUUGACAACUUGUCAAUGAGUCUGUUGUUUCCUCGGACACAAUUCUUAUUUACUCAGUGAAGAUAUGCUUCAUUCCAGUUUCACACUCACCUUUACUCAGGGGAGAGGACGGAGUUCACACAGACGACAGGAUCACUCGCUCGCUAAAGCUCCUCUAAGUCCAUCUGCUCAUAGGAUCUGGCUCAACAGCUUAUGAGGUCCUCAUAGUAGCACACGCUGUAGUUCGACACUCGUGGUAAAGUGCACAGCAGGAAGCCGCUUGCAACAACUUCUUUGUUCGGGAGUUUCCUCCAUCCCUGGACUCCUCAUGGACGCGGCGGUUUGCAGUCCUCAGUGAAUAAAAAGCAGCCGCACAGCAAGAGCAGUAACAAACCUCCGGGAUGGACGAGACUCCGGCCUUCAUGAGUGAAGAGGCGGGAGCUGCUCUGACUGAGGUGGAGAUGUGCACCUUUGAGAUUAACAUGAAGUAUGAGGUCCUUCCAUGCGCUGUCUGCUCCAUCUGCCUCUCAUUUGGCCUCAUCUACUGCUUUUUUGGAUACCGCUGCUUCAAGGUGAUCAUGUUCUUCUCCGGCUUCACGUCCGGGGCCGCGGCGGUGCUCCUGCUGUACCACAGGGAGCCGGUGCUGGACGCCCGGCUGGGCGCGGAGGCGAAGGCGGGGCUGGGUCUGGGCGUGGCCGUGCUCUGCGGCCUCGCGGCCAUGCUGGCGACCGCCGUGGGCCUCCUGCUCAGCGGCCUGCAGCUGGGGGGGCUGCUGUCGGGCGCCGCGCUGCUGGUGCUCGGCCACUUCCGGGUCCUGGGCCCGGCGUGGGUGCCGGUCGGCGCGGCGCUGGCCGCCGGCGCCGUCGCCGCCGUCCUCGCGCUCCAGUGGCAGAAGCUCUUCGGCGUCGUGUACACGUCGGUGUUCGGGGCCACGGCGGUGACGCUGUGCUCAGAUUACCUGGUGGGGGCGUUCGUUCUCCCCGAUCGCGUGUAUGACGUGCUGUGCGAGGUGGUCCCGCGCCCCCUCUGCUGGUUUAACUGGGCCGUCGCCGGGAUAUUCCCACUGCUGAGCGUGAUGGGGGUGCUGGUGCAGUGGAGACUUACGGCAAAAGGUGCAUCACACAGAGGAACUUCACACAAAAAACUCGGGAAAUAUUCCAAGAAGUACGGACGCGGAGAGUCAGUGAGGAGGCCUCCGCCGUACCGCCGGCGGAGGCCUCCGCCGCUGAAACGCUACGCUGGCGACGUCCUGGCACCGAGUUACCUCCAGAGCCUGCGCGAGCGCCAGAUGGGAACGGGCUCGUCCACCAGCAGCGUCAGCACCAUCACUCACACCUUAAUUGACUUUGACUUUGAGACGGGCUCCAUGGUGCCUCUGACCGCCGCCUCCCCCGUCUUCUCCGUCUGACCGAGCACGCGCGCUCGCCGAUUAAAGACGCCGGGGGAUUCUCCUCUUCACGCCGCCGCCGCCGAUUAUGACGCAUCCUCUGCUGUCUGUCUGUCACUCACCAGCACCGUCGCUGUACACUUUAUGUCGCAGUACGAGCUUUUUUCCUCUCCAGAUAUUCUCACACUCCUUCAGUCCGUCCAAUAAAAACAAGGAUAAAUAACAAAAUGCUGCACAUUAAAGCAGCAUGACGCAAACAUGGCAACUGAUCUCUUUUUCUAAUGCUGUUGUAUUGUAAUGAAUGUGCAAAUAAAUAAAAGUAAAACGA